Messenger RNA from Plasmodium malariae, 1755 nucleotides. RefSeq names its product conserved Plasmodium protein, unknown function. The transcript has a single exon. The coding region runs from base 1 to 1755 and encodes 584 amino acids. Lineage: Eukaryota; Apicomplexa; Aconoidasida; Haemosporida; Plasmodiidae. Gene Ontology annotation, molecular function: methyltransferase activity; RNA binding. The record is from RefSeq and is a predicted model, not a curated record.
AUGCUUAUAUUAAGAGGAACAAAGAAAAACCACAACAACUAUCUCAAAUGUAGAUAUUUUUCAAAAGUCAAGUAUAUCAAAAACACAAAAUUUAAGGAGGAACUAUACAAAUAUCACCAUGAGCAGUAUAUAGAUGAUGUUAGCAUAAGACCAAUUUUAUAUUUAAAGGAAGAAAUAAAGAAAGAGAAAGACAAAGACGAGCACAAAUAUAACCAUGAAUACAAAUACAGCGGAGUAGACAAAUAUAAAGAGAAAGAAAAAAAUAUGCAUGACAGAAGGUUAAAACGGAAUGUGCCUCUAGUUUACAGUAACGAAGUAAGCAAUUUAGAAGAAUUAAAAAAUAAUCCUUUUACCCUAGUUAAUGUAAAAAAUAACAAUGGAGAGUCAUUUGGCAUUGCCACCUUCAACCCUUACUCUUUAAUUACCGCAAGAAUAAUAAGUCAGAAUACUCUUUUUCCAAUUAACAUAAAUUUUUUUAUAGAAAAAAUUAAAGCUUGUUUACUGUGGAGGUCCAAGCUUACCAAAGGGGGGAAAAACCGCAAUAUGAUAUCAUUAAGCGAACUUUCAUCGGAUGACAACCCGUCAUCUAGUGCAUCUACUGGAAUGCCCAUGUAUUCGUCCACCAGUGCGACCACUGAAAUGUUAAAGUGUUCAUCCAGCAGUACCCACACUAGUGCGUCUACUGGAAUGUCCAUGUAUUCAUCCACCAGUGCGACCACUGAAAUGUUAAAGUGUUCAUCCAGCAAUACCCACACUAGUGCGUCAUCUAAUGUUUCCACUAGUGCACACACGAAUACAUCUAGUAUGCUCUCGUCUGACAUAAGCCCGUCCGCUCAUGUACAUGCACACCCAAUGCUGGAUAACCAGUUUUGCUAUCGACUAAUUAACAGCGAAGGGGAUAACCUUCCAGGACUUAUAAUUGAUCGCUUCGAUGAAUACAUUUCAGUACAACACUUGACAGUCGGAUGUGAAAUGCUAGCUUGCAAUAUCAAUGAUGCACUUAUUGAACUACUAAAGCCAAAAGGAAUCAUAUUUCGAAAUGACAAUAAAGAAAGGUUAAAUGAAAAAUUAGAAAUAUAUAAAAAAGUUGUUUAUGGAAAAAUACCUGAACAAGUCAUAUUAAUUGAAAAUGAUUGUUUUUUUUUAAUAGAUCUUAUUAAUUCACCAGGCACUGGAUGGUUUUUUAACAGAAAGUGUUUAAGAAAUCUUUUAUGCACAUAUGCAUAUCAAAAGAAUAUCCUCGAUUUAUUUUCUUAUGUUGGAUCAUUUGGAAUUCAAUGUGCAAAAAACGGAAAAGCAAAAAGUGUUAAGUGUGUAGAAAAGGAUAAAAAAUUUGUACAGCUAGCUAAAAAUGCUGCUUACUUAAAUAAUAUAAAAAAUAAUAAUAUUGAAUUUAUUUGUUGUGAUUAUUUACAAUUUUUUAAAAAUUGUAAUGAACUGUUUGAUAUAAUCGUUUUGGAUCCUCCAAAUUUAAUCCCCAAAUCAAAGUUUAUUGAAUCGGGUAAGAAAAGAUAUAUCGAUCUGAUUAACGUAGCUCAAAAAUAUAUUACAUCCAAUGGGUUACUACUAAUAAUUUUUACAACCAAAUUAUGCUCUUAUCAUGAUUACAUAAAUAUUAUUAAUGAAUCAUUUGUUGGAACUAAUAGAAGUGUUAAGAUUGUAGGACAGGGGCGUGCUUCCCCGGAUAAUCCUGUGCAUAUUUCUCUCUAUCUCUUUGCAGAUUUUUAUUGGUUCAUUUUGCAAAUAAGUUUCUGA